Messenger RNA from Erythranthe guttata (spotted monkey flower), 3123 nucleotides. RefSeq names its product histone mono-ubiquitination 2 (gene HUB2). NCBI's taxonomy places the organism in Eukaryota, Viridiplantae, Streptophyta, Magnoliopsida, Lamiales, Phrymaceae. Gene Ontology annotation, cellular component: nucleus; HULC complex. The record is from RefSeq and is a predicted model, not a curated record. Gene Ontology annotation, molecular function: ubiquitin protein ligase activity.
CUCUCUCUUCUAAGUAUGUUUCUGGAAUUUGUCAUCACAUAAAGAAGCAGUAAUCAGCAGUGGAGGAAUAAGAAUUGCAGAAUUCAUUUGCUGCAUAUUUUAUAUUUACAUAAAAUUGGCCAGUGAAGAAUUGAAAAUUUUCCAGUAUUUAUUCAUGUAAUGAUCGGAGGUGUUAGGUAUACAGCCACUACGUUUUCUGCUCGGCGGCGGCGGCGUUAGUUUAAAUGGAACCAGAAGAAGAGCCGGAGCACAAGCGCCGCCAUCUCGACAACAACGGCUCUUCAAUGGCUCGCCACUCUUCUUCUCCUCCUCCUCCCGACGACAACAAACCUGUUGAUACUGCAGUUCUUCAAUACCAGAACCAGAGACUUGUACAACAGUUAGAAACACAGAAGCAAGAGCUACAUAAUCUCGAAUCCAAAAUCAAAGAAGUAAAAGAGAAACAAACUUCAUAUGAUGAAAUACUGAUAAAAGUGAACCAACUCUGGAACCAGUUGAUUGACGAUAUAAUUUUACUUGGAGUACAAGCUGGGGCUGACCAAAGUUCUUUGCAAAUUUUGGAUCAUGCUAAAUUUUCUCGAGGCUCUAUUCCAUCAUGUCCUGCGGAGUAUAUAUUUCUUUGUAGGGUACUAGAAACAGGUGCUAUUGAAAGCAGCAGAAAUGAUGGAUCAAUUGGUUAUGUUAAAGAAGCUCUUGCAUCACGUCAGACCUCUACAAGAGAGUUGAUGAAAUUACUUGAAGAUGCUAUUGAUUCUCAGAGAGCCAAGUUUGAGGGCAUAGCUCAGAAUUUACUUCAGAAACCAUCUUCAGAAGAUGCUGUUAUCCAAUGGCGCGAGCUUGAUGAUUUAAUCACAGAGGAGACUAGUCACCUCCAUGCGGUGGUUGAUGUGCUUCACUUAAAGCACAAGCACUAUGCUGAUGAGAUUCAAACUUGCAUUGACAACCAUUCAGUUGAUCAGCUUGAGAUAAAACGGCUUGCUGGAGAGCUGGAGGAGAGCAUGGCCGAACUUGAAGAAAGUAGAAGAAAACUAAUUAAUCUGAAAAUGCAGAAAGAUGGGGUUUCUAGCAUGCAGGUCCCAAUUCCUAUUCCGGUUAUAGUUCCUAAUGUUGCAAACGGAAACGCUUCUCCUGAAAAGCCUGCCGAUAGGUCGAAGCGUUUACGAGAACUGAAAGAAUCUAUUGAGGAGAUAAAGGUACUAGCAGAGGAUCGGCUUUCUGAGCUUCGUGAUGCACGGGAGGACAACUUAAUUCUGUCAAAUCAACUGCAGCAUCUUCAGAACGAACUGAAGGAAGACAAGUAUGUUUAUGCAUCUCGCCCUUACUCCUUGGCAAAUGAUCAGCUUCAACACUGGAAUGCUGAGGCAGAGCGUUAUAAAACAUUAGCGGAGUCUUUGCAAGCUGAAAGGCCUUUCAUCGUGCGAAGGGAAAAAGACUUGAUUGCAAAAACAGAGUCUUUAGAGGCUGCAAGGGCUGCAAUAUAUAUUUCCGAGACAAAGGUUGAAGAACUAAAGAAUCAGCUGCAAACCUGUGUCAUCGAGAAGAAUGAGAUGGAGAUGAAAAUGGAAGAAUCUCUUCAAGAUUCAGGAAGAAAAGAUAUCAAAGACGAGUUUCAGGUAAUGGCAUCAGCUUUAUCAAAAGAAAUAGCAAUGAUGGAAAGCCAAUUGAACAGGUGGAAACAAACAGCUGAUGAGGCUCUCUCCUUGCGCGAAAAAGCCCAAUCACUCAGUGCCUUACUAGACUCAAAGACUACUGAAUUGAAGAAUUUGUCUAACGAAUGUGCUCGGCGGACGGAGGAGAUCAAGUCUUUAAAGGACAUUACUGAGAAAAUGCAGAAGGAAAAGCAAGAGCUGGAAAUUUUCUUGGAUAUGUUUGGUCAGCAAAUUUAUCAUAAUAGAGACUUGACGGAGAUCAAAGAAUCCGAACGUAGAGCUCACUUACAAGCUGAAACUUUGAGGAAUGCAUUAGAGGAACAUAGCUUGGAAUUGAGAGUCAAAGCAGCUUAUGAAGCUGAGUCAGUGUGUCAGCAGAGGCUUUGUCUUGCUGAAGCUGAAAUGGCUAAAUUAAGGGCUCAGUUAGAUGGUGCUGACAGAGAUGUUUUAGAGGUUAAAGAAGCCAUCGCAAUCAAAGAAGCAGAGUCAGAGUCCUAUAUAUCUGAAAUUGAGACUAUUGGUCAAUCCUACGAAGACAUGCAGACUCAAAACCAGCAUUUGUUGCAGCAAGUGACUGAAAGGGAUGAAUACAAUAUAAAGCUGGUAUCUGAGAGUGUGAAAGCAAAGCAAUCACAGAGCAUAUUACUCUCUGAGAAACAAGGGUUAGAAAAGCAACUUCAACGCCUUAAUGGAUCUCUUGAAUCUUUGAAGUCGAGGAUAGCUCAAAGUGAGGAGCAGAUGAAACUUCACCACCAAGAAACUUUAAGUUCCAUUCAAGAAGACAGGCACAUGGCAAUGAAUCUCGAAGCUACAAAGUGGGAAUUAGCAGAUGCAGAGAAAGAACUGAAGAUGCUGAAAUCCGCUGUAUUAUCAUCUGAGAAGGAACACGAACAGAUUCAGCGAAACGUAGAUGAAAUCCAAAUCGAAUUAGAUAAUGAAAGAAGCGAGCGAAAGAAGCUUGAUGAAGAAGUGAUGGAGGUGAAUAGAACAAUAGACGAGUUGACUUCCGAAAACGGCGAGGCUGCAAUACAGAAACUCCAGGAAGAGAUUAAAGAUUGCAAAGGUGUACUCAAAUGUGGGGUGUGUUUUGAUCGGCCCAAGGAGGUUGUGAUAGUGAAGUGCUUCCAUUUGUUUUGCAAUCAAUGCAUCCAAAGAAAUCUCGAAAUCAGGCAUCGCAAGUGUCCCGGCUGUGGAACUGCGUUUGGGCAGAACGAUGUUCGAUUCGUAAAGAUUUGAGAAGGGAGUUGUUUCAUUACAUGUUUCCUACUAAAGUAUUUGGUUUAAGGUUAGAUAGAGAUAUAUUAUAUAUAGGCUGCUGUCUCCAUUAAUCUUGGAGAUCUUUAGUGGGAGAAGUUCAGUAGGAAUUUUUUAUUUAUUUAAAAUAUAUAUAUGUUGUAUUAAAAGCUUGUAAAUUACUAAAGUAGAGUUUGAGAAAAAUGCUAUUGUUGGUAUUUGUCAAUUUAUCUUUAUGAAA